CGGCAGAUGGCAGUGACGCAGAACGGACGGUUUACAGAAUACAUGAUUCUAGUUCCGUAGCUUGCAGCAUCGGUCUAAGCAACGAAAACAGCGACUUAUCUUCACAAUGGCUGAGGUGGAGGAGACGAUCAAAAGGAUUCAGAGUCAGAAAGGAGUACAAGGAAUUAUCAUUGUCAAUGCAGAAGGAAUCCCAAUCAAAAGCACUCUUGACAACUCAAGCACAGUUCAGUACGCCGGUAAUGUCCACCAGCUGCUCAUGAAAGCUCGGGGAAUGGUGAGGGACAUCGACCCUCAAAAUGAUCUCACCUUUCUCAGAGUUCGAUCAAAGAAGAAUGAGAUCAUGAUUGCACCAGAUAAGGACUAUUUCCUGAUCGUCAUUCAAAAUCCCACAGAGUAGUCCUGAUUUCUUCACAUUUGUGUUGCUAUAGUAUUUUUCCUUUUUUAAAUUAAUUGC
Messenger RNA from Puntigrus tetrazona (Sumatra barb), 454 nucleotides. Its product is annotated as dynein light chain roadblock-type 1-like. The record is from RefSeq and is a predicted model, not a curated record. Gene Ontology annotation, cellular component: cytoplasmic dynein complex; cytoplasm; centrosome. Gene Ontology annotation, biological process: microtubule-based movement. Gene Ontology annotation, molecular function: dynein intermediate chain binding. Lineage: Eukaryota; Metazoa; Chordata; Actinopteri; Cypriniformes; Cyprinidae. The transcript is spliced from 4 exons. Bases 107 to 397 code for a protein of 96 amino acids.